CUCCCUUCUCCAAUGGAAGCUCGAUCUCCCGCGCGUACAUCUUACACACACACACACACACGCACAAACACAUGCCUUUUCGGAAUGGCCACUUCUAUCUAGUCUUAGUCCAAAGUUAACUACCUGUUAUAUGCCCUGCUCCGAGUGAAUCUGAAUCUGAACCCCAAGCCUGCGAACCUGAACCACGCACCUGACGUUUGAACCUUAAUCAUUCACCCUCUUUCGGCUGCCCCUUGCGACCUGCAUCCUCAUCAUUCCCUUGCUUCAAUCAACAACCACAAUCCUGCCCUUUUGACCUUCACAUCCACCUUUUGCGAUAGUGAGUCAAGCCCGACAAUUUAUGGUUCGCAUCAUUUAGGCGUCUUCUCUUCGCCCCCCUCGACGUUCUCGUCUUUGCCUUCGUAACUAGUCGCUCGUUUUUUUUUUUUCAAGUCGUCCACACAAACAAACACAACCAUGGCGUCUUUCGUCCAGCGCGCCGCCUCGGCGCUUCUGCUCAGUGCACCUUUGGUGUCUGCAGUCUUGUCCAUCGAUUCCAACGAUGCCAUCAAGCAGACUGCGGCGGCACUUGCAUACGAUUUAAUGAGCUACUACAGUGGAAAUCAAUCAGGGCAAACACCCGGUAUCCUGCCCGGCCCCCCUCCCGCAGGCGAUUACUAUUGGUGGGAAGGUGGUGCGCUUUGGGGAACUAUGAUCGAUUACUGGCAUCUGACAGGCGACACCACGUACAACAAGGUUGUCACCGAGGCCAUGCUAUGGCAGGUCGGCCCCAACGAGGAUUACAUGCCCCCCAACGUCACUGCAUCUCUCGGGAACGACGAUCAGGGCUUCUGGGGCAUGACUGCUAUGCUUGCCGCCGAAGAGAACUUUCCCGACCCGCCUGCGGAUCAACCCCAAUGGCUCGCGCUGGCACAGGCCGUCUUCAAUACUCAAGCUGCUCCAGAUCGCCACGACACCACCUGCAAUGGCGGUCUGCGAUGGCAGAUACCUUUCUCCAACAACGGAUACAACUAUAAGAACAGCAUUGCGAACGGCUGUUUCUUCAACCUCGGCGCUCGUCUAGCUCGUUACACCAAUAAUGAGACCUAUGCCAAGUGGGCCGAAGACACCUGGGACUGGGUCACAGGUGUUGGCUUUAUGGAUGACCAGUACAACAUCUACGACGGUGCCCAUGUCGAGAAGAACUGUACCGACAUCAACAGGGCCCAGUUCUCGUACAACAACGGUGUCUAUCUGCUUGGUGCUGCAUACAUGUACAACUACACCGAUGGAAGCCAAGUCUGGAAGGACCGACUCGACGGUCUCAUCGCUGGAACGCUUCGCGUCUUCUUCCCCAACAACAUUGCCUUCGAGAUAGCAUGCGAAGAGCACAUGACCUGUACCACGGACAUGUUGAGUUUCAAGGGCUACGUCGCCCGUUGGAUGUCAACCAUCACUCAAAUUGCCCCAUACACUGCGGACCAGCUUCUGCCAAUCCUGAAAACAUCGGCGACUGCAGCAAUCAGCCAGUGUACCGGCGGUACAAACCAGAGAGCUUGUGGUUUCCAAUGGGCCACGGGUGCCUUUGAUGGCAGUGUUGGUGCUGGCCAGACCAUGAACGUACUCGGAGCUGUCUCGUCGUUACUUAUUGGUCAAUCCAAGGUCCCCGUUACCAACACCACCGGAGGCACCAGUGGUGGAAACUACAAUGCCGGCCAGGACAGCGACUCAUUCACCAACACGCUGACGCCGAUAACGACCGGGGACAAGGCUGGUGCCGGUAUUCUGACCGUGCUGAUCUUGGCAUCUGCUGCCGGUACCUUCGGCUGGAUGAGCAUGGGCAUGUAGAUGUGCACACCUGAUCAAUUGGUGAAUGAAAUACGAGUUAAUGUUGUUACUUACAUGUACCGAGCGCCUAUAUUUGCGCAUUCGAUGUUUUGAGUUUGGGAUUUGGGUACCGGCGUCAAGGAAGCGAGGGCACGAAUUGCCGUCUGACGACGAUAGCAAAAUGGACCUGGAAUCGGCUGUUUUUUGUGUUAGCUCAGUCAGAGCUUUUAGUAUUGAUAAUAUAACACCCAUUGAUAGAGAUCGCACGAAAGGAGAUGUUACCA
Truncatella angustata is the source of this 2090-nucleotide messenger RNA. RefSeq names its product family 76 glycosyl hydrolase. Gene Ontology annotation, molecular function: mannan endo-1,6-alpha-mannosidase activity. Gene Ontology annotation, biological process: fungal-type cell wall biogenesis; carbohydrate catabolic process. The transcript is spliced from 3 exons. Lineage: Eukaryota; Fungi; Ascomycota; Sordariomycetes; Amphisphaeriales; Sporocadaceae. The record is from RefSeq and is a predicted model, not a curated record. Bases 457 to 1827 code for a protein of 456 amino acids.